AAUAGAUCAACAAAGAAGUUAAAAAUGUCAUUAAAAGUCUGCCUAUUUCUUCUGCUGGUGAUAUCAGUAACAUCUUACAACAUUGAAGAUAACCAACAAAGUGAAGUAAAAACUCGAACGAAACGCGGGGCAUUUUGGGACUUUUUCCAGAAAAUUGCAAUUACCACAAAUCUUGCUGUCGAUCAAUAUACUGACACGAAAAAUACGUUAACCGAUAUCUAUGAUUUAAUAUCGGAUACCUUUUCGGACUCGAAGCCUAAACAAACCCGAACGACUACCACAACUACUCCAAGUCCGGAUGACGAUGGUAAUUCUACGACAACAGAAAAAUAUCGAAUAUCUCGCUACGAAUUGGGCCGAAUUGCUGGUCGAAAUUUCCGUGGCCUAAAUCGUCUUCUGAAAAUUGAAAUUAACGACGCACUUAAUCAAAGCCAUUCCAAUAUUGCAGAAUAUCAGCGGGAGUUGAAAUUGCAAUUUGAAAACAGUGUCAUUGUUGCAAAGAAAUCAGCUUUAAAAGGAAUCCCUUUACCAAGUAGAACGAAUAUGACUUCAACUGCAACAAAAACUACAACAAAAACGUAGCAAGGAUGUGUAGAGCAACAAGGAAAUAAAAUCUUCUUUACUUUCAAGUCAAGUCAUAUAAUAAAUGUAUCUAGAUGCCAAAAGCGGAAGCAAGAAAAUCACUGCCAAUAGUUUGCCUGUGAUAUGUGUGAUUUAAAAAAAAAAAAAGAUCUAUUAAAUGCUCUUGUAUAAAAUGGGACUCAAGUGGGAUGGUAGUGGGGUUUAUAUUUUUGCUUUUCUUGAAAUGCAAGAAAGUCCUUUAUUGUGGGAAAAUUUAAGAUACAAUAAGAGUACAUAGAUUUUUAAAGAAUUUCAAGUAUCUA
Messenger RNA from Episyrphus balteatus (marmalade hoverfly), 884 nucleotides. RefSeq lists its product as uncharacterized. The record is from RefSeq and is a predicted model, not a curated record. The coding region runs from base 25 to 582 and encodes 185 amino acids. Lineage: Eukaryota; Metazoa; Arthropoda; Insecta; Diptera; Syrphidae. The transcript has 4 exons.